CUAGUCAACUAUGCUUAAAAUAAGUCAUCAGAGUUCUCGUCACGGUUGGUUUUCCAUUGGAAAUUACGUCGAAAUCAAGACGGCUUAUUAUUAAUAACAUUACUGUAUUAUACUAGUAUAUAUACUGUACUACUUCACGAUAUUCUUCUUUCAUCUUCAGAUUCAAAUCAUAAAGAAACAGAGUCCUAAAAAUGUCGAGUGACGAUGAAUUUUGCGAAUGCAGGCCUUUGGGCUUCAUCAUUGGAUUACCCUUUGCUGUAUUAUCUUUGGUUUUAUCACUCAUAGGAGCAAUUUUUUGGGUUAUCGGGUCAAUUUUGAAUUGUUGUUGUCCAUGUUGCAUAUGCUGCACAGGAUUGGUCAAUGUUGGUGUGAGUAUGGUAAAGCUUCCAGUUCGAGUUCUUAGAUGGUUCAUUGGCCAAAUUCCUUGUUAAUUAGUACGUAGUAGAGGAUAAGUGUUAAUUUGUAGCAUAAACUCUUUUUUUUCUAUUUUAGUUUGUAAUUCCAAUUUGGAAUUAGUUUUUGUGAGGAAUAUAUAGGGAGAUAUAAAGAGCUUCUACUAAUUGAGGUGCAAAAGCUCCUUUUAAUAUAUAUAU
Messenger RNA from Trifolium pratense (red clover), 593 nucleotides. Its product is annotated as signaling peptide TAXIMIN 2-like. Lineage: Eukaryota; Viridiplantae; Streptophyta; Magnoliopsida; Fabales; Fabaceae. The transcript is spliced from 2 exons. The record is from RefSeq and is a predicted model, not a curated record. Bases 192 to 431 code for a protein of 79 amino acids.